This is a messenger RNA of Phalaenopsis equestris, 998 nucleotides long. Its product is annotated as protein indeterminate-domain 16-like. Gene Ontology annotation, biological process: gravitropism. Gene Ontology annotation, cellular component: nucleus. Bases 563 to 982 code for a protein of 139 amino acids. The transcript has a single exon. The record is from RefSeq and is a predicted model, not a curated record. NCBI's taxonomy places the organism in Eukaryota, Viridiplantae, Streptophyta, Magnoliopsida, Asparagales, Orchidaceae.
AAGACCUUGGCAAAAAGUUAUUGGCAACAAUAAAGUAAAAGCAAGGGACAAGGCAAAUAAAAGUCUCUGGCAAGCAAGAAAGAAUCAUACCGUCAAAAGCUUUGGCAUACAUCAUCUUUUAUCAAAAUGGUUAAAAAGCAACCUAGCUGAACUAGUAGAAAACAGAGAUUCUGACAGCUUGUAAAUAUUUUCAUCUAAAGUGAAUCAGAAAGGAACUGCUGAUAAUAGUAAAAUGUGUAAAUAAAGGCCUAUUUCUGGUAGUGAGGAGCAGCAAAGUUAGCCCAGUAAACAUAAACCUGCAGCUUAUCAGACCUAACCAGCAGAAAAUAUAAAUAAAACUAAUCCUCUAAAAAUGCUCAGAUUUAUAAUUGAUCAAUUAAAUCAUUUGAGCGCACCUUAACUGGAUCUAGAUCCAGUAUCCAAAUGACAUUAAUCCUCAUAAUUUGAAUGGCCAUUUUGAAAAAGAUGAGAUACUGGAAAAUAAGCAAGCGCACAGUAUAAAAGGUUGACUGAAAAAACUUAUAAAAUCCUCACCAGUCAAGUCUCAAUUAACUAUUAUUUCAUGGAAGGUGAGAAGAGAGAAUUGCAGCAGCCCUUCAAUGCCGUCAUCUCCACAGAUGUUGCAGGUGCUUACGACCCACGGCUUGAUCUGAGCUUGUCAAUGAGCAUCAUAACAUCACAGCUGACUGAUAGCAACAAAGCUGACAGUAAUUUGAAGAUUGUGCCAGUUCCGAAGGAGGAAGCUGGAGAACAGAUUCGGCUAGCUGCGUUGGAGAAGGCCUCUGCUGAGAGGAUGAGAGAGCUGGCAAGACGAGAGCUAGAACAAGCGGAGAAAGAAUUUAGACUAGCGAGAAUGAUAUGGGAGCAUGCAAGAGAAGAAGUAAAAAAGGUUGAGAGUAUGAAGAUGAUUGCUACAAGAAGAAUUGGCUCCACAUGCAUAGAAAUCACCUGCCAGAACUGCCAGCAACAUUUCCAGCCAUAAAUUAGCCUGUGUUCUU